Molecule: messenger RNA, 3451 nt
Organism: Gavialis gangeticus (Gharial)
Lineage: Eukaryota; Metazoa; Chordata; Crocodylia; Gavialidae
Gene: IKZF3
Product: IKAROS family zinc finger 3
Exons: 9
Coding region: 357-1895 (512 amino acids)
Biological process (GO): regulation of transcription by RNA polymerase II
Molecular function (GO): RNA polymerase II cis-regulatory region sequence-specific DNA binding; DNA-binding transcription factor activity
Source: RefSeq, a predicted model, not a curated record
AAUCUUAUGGAACGAAUGCAUUGGUAAUUCAUUCAUAACAUGAUUAAACACAUGCUACGUCUAAUAUGUAACAUUUCCGUCUAAGAGGCUGAAAUAGAGCACACAGGAUCUUAAGGGGGUUGCUGAGACUCUACGCUACUGCAACUGUUUUGCACCAGAUCUUCAAACCACCACCCGGCGCCGCUCUAAUCACACACACAAUGAGUUCCUGUCCCUUUAAAUGCCUGAUGUCACAGUCUCCUAUCCAGAACGGAAGCCCCAGUGGCUGGGAAUCUCCCGCCUGCUGCACUUGACAAUCCCAGAGCCCUGGACAAGCACGUGGAGCAGGGAGCUCAAGAGGAAUUAGCUGCAGCAGCAUGGAAGAUACACAGUCAGGUAUGGACCUAAGUAAUUCUCAGGAACAGCAAAUGGCUACAGAAGGACAGGAAGUAUUGACAGACUGUAAUUCAAACAAAUCCCGGGAUGUGGAAAAUAUGGAUAAAGGGGAAGACAUGAAGGAGCAUAGUCAACCUAAUGAAGAAGCAGGAGAUGAUUUGGUUAAAGUGAAGGGAGAAUACAGUGAAAGAGAAGAGAAUUCAAUGAAUUCAGAGCUGAUGGAAAAUACAGAAGAGCCUGAAGCAUCUUACACUUAUCCAAGAGAAUAUAAUGAAUAUGAGAGCAUUAAGCUGGAGAGACAUUCAGGUCCAUAUGACAACAUCAGGCCAACUAGUGGAAAGAUGAACUGUGAUAUCUGUGGCUUAGCCUGCAUUAGCCUCAAUGUUUUGAUGGUUCACAAGCGUAGCCACACUGGUGAACGGCCAUUCCAGUGUAAUCAGUGCGGAGCUUCCUUUACUCAGAAGGGUAACCUUCUCCGCCACAUUAAACUACACACAGGGGAAAAACCUUUUAAAUGUCAUCUUUGCAGUUAUGCCUGCCAAAGGAGAGAUGCGCUAACAGGUCACUUAAGGACACAUUCUGUGGAGAAACCGUACAAAUGUGAGUAUUGUGGACGGAGUUACAAGCAAAGAAGCUCAUUAGAGGAGCACAAAGAGCGAUGUCGGACUUACUUGCAGAGUGCUGGCAUGUGUGAGCCUGCAAGCGUGGAGGCAAGGCACAUCAAAGCAGAGAUGGGGAGUGAAAGAGCACUCGUGUUGGACAGGUUAGCGAGCAACGUGGCAAAGCGAAAAAGUUCAAUGCCUCAGAAAUUUAUUGGUGAAAAGCGACAUAGCUUUGAUAUUAAUUAUAGUUCAAGUUACAUGUAUGAAAAGGAAACUGAGAUGAUGCAGGGACGUAUGAUGGACCAAGCCAUAAAUAAUGCCAUCACCUACCUUGGGGCAGAAGCACUGCGUCCUCUUGUGCAAACCCCACCCGCUCCCACUUCUGAAAUGGUCCCUGUCAUCAACAGCUUGUAUCCAAUACCACUCACCCGCUCUGAAAUGUCAAAUGGCAACUCACAAGAUACAGAAAAGAGUCAUGCCCACCUGAGAGACAAAAGUCUGUCUUCUGACAGAGGUCUUUCCCCAAACAACAGUGGUCAAGACUCCACAGACACUGACAGCAACCAUGAGGAGCGCCAGAAUCAUACCUACCACCAAAACCAAAUGAUACCUCCCCAGGUCCGCAAUGGCCUCCAGUCCUUGAAGGAGCUCCCAAGGUCAUAUGACAUCAUCAAGCCACCAACUAUAUGCCCACGUGAUGCCUUUAAGGUUAUCAAUAAGGAAGGUGAAGCCAUUGGGGUCUACAGAUGUGACCACUGCCGUGUCCUCUUUUUGGAUUAUGUGAUGUUUACCAUUCAUAUGGGAUGCCAUGGAUUCCGUGAUCCUUUUGAGUGCAACAUGUGUGGCUACAGAAGCCAUGACAGAUAUGAGUUCUCCUCACAUAUAGCACGAGGAGAGCAUAGGGUGUUACUGAAGUAAAAGGAUUAUUUUUUCUAAGACCAGAACAUGGGUAUUUUAGAUUUAUUGGGAUUUUAAAUGUGUCUAAAGUUACUUAAAUAUUUUUGUGGCAGUUCCAAAUAUGUUAGUGUCCCUCAUAGUUGCAAAGUACUGAUGGGACUUUUCAAUUGUUACUAGCAAACAGUAUACUGUAGCAUCUGUGCCUAGAUACUAUGGUGACUGGCACUGUAUAAGCACCAAAGAUAGAAAUACAUUUUGUAUUAACUUUAUUUUUGUGGAAACUAAUAGCAGCAUAAGAAGAUUUUACAUUUUAUAUGUGUAUGUGUUAGAACAUUUACUUCCAAUAAUAGCAACAUGUUAAUUUUGUUGUAUUAUGAAUGAAAUACAGGUAAAGUACUGAACUAAUACUUAUAAAAUGUUGAAACUCAGCACAAAAGGUUGCUAAUCCAUACUGCCCUUUUCCUGGGCCUGUCAGAACCGCUAUAUUCUAACCAGUAAUUCACAAGAGAGACUUUCUGUGGGUGUUUCAAUUCCUAAGGUCUUCCUCAGUGGCUAAAUUAAUAAAACACAGAAAACCCAUAUCUGGGGAGAUGGUAUCAUAUUCACUUUUAAAUGUUUCCCCCCGGAGCCUUAAAAAAUGUAUGGCCCUACUACACUUUCAUUUUAUUUACCCACUCUGAUCACUUUCUUUAAAAUGUCUUUCCACUCACCUCUCACUCAGUAAUAUUAAAAUAAGUAGUGUGUGCUAUUUUAGGGUUUAGGGUUUUUUUUUUUUAAUUAUUGUAUUUUUUUUGGCAUACUCAGUGAGACCAUUUGUUCACUGCUGUGGAAAGUCAAUAGUGAAACUAACAUUGACUUGACUUGGUGUAGAAUCUGACUCUGAAACAGUAAUAUGCAUGCAAACUCCCAUUUAUGCAAAUAGAUUUUUUGCCUAUGUCAGGACUGCAGGAUUGGGCUGUGUGACAUUACUGUACCUCAGGGAACAAAUAGGUUCAUACAGAACAGAUUACAAGAGUUUUGUACUUAAAAAACAAUGUCCUAAUAAAGAAAAUGUAAUGAAUAGAAAGGUAAAAGUUCUUAUUCUCAUCUCACUCUCACUGGUUUUAUGCCAGUGUAACUCAACUGGUUUCAGUGAUAUCAUUACUGCUUUAUAACACCAUGAGUGAAAGCUAAGCCCCAAUUUUAUUGGACCAGAUGCUGCGCUUUUUUACACACGUGCUAUCUCAUUGAUGUCAGUGGGUCUGUACAGAUGAGCAUAGAAUUUGACCUAAAGUAUGCUGGUUUUAGAAUUGCCACAGUCAUAAUGUCCUAGGAAAUAUUAACAGUAGGUACCGUGAGAAUCUUCAUAUAUGAAUGUGUGGGAGCUGACAAUUCAAUCACGCUGUCUGGUUUUACGUGGGGAUAUCCCUCUGAGUGAAAUGUGCUGUUUUGCAAAAUGAGUAUUUACAAUUACUUUGAAGCCAGCUUUUAAAAUAGUUCUUUAAUCUAAUCAUUGUUCUGCAGCUGUAUUAUUAGUCACUGUUCUGAAGAUGUGAAUUUGAUAACAUUUUUGCUGAGUGUAUGUUUAUUCUUUUUUU